GUACUCAACAUUUCAACUCUCUUAUAAAUGAACCUCACUCCGCCACAUUUCACUUCCAUCUCGGUAAUUCACGAGCCACGAUUCCUCCACGAAUAUAGAGAGAGAAAUUAGAUACAGAUCCCCAACUCUAAACCUAGAUCACCGUUUAAGUUUUUCAUCAUGAAAGGUGGAAAAUCCAAAGCUGAUUCCAGGAAAGCUGAUAGCAAGCUUGCUGUGAGGAAGACCAAGAAGGAAAAGAAAAUGAAGGACCCAAACAAGCCAAAGAGGCCUCCAAGUGCUUUCUUCGUUUUCAUGGAAGGGUUUAGAAAAGAGUACAAGGAAAAACAUCCGAACAAUAAAUCGGUUGCUAUUGUUGGAAAAGCUGGUGGAGAUAAGUGGAAGUCAAUGAGUGAUGAGGAAAAAGCUCCAUUUGUGGAAAAGGCAGAGAAGCGAAAGGAGGAAUAUGAACACAAAAUGGCAGACUACAACAAAAAAUUGGCUGGAGGUGCUGAUGAUGAGUCCGACAAGUCAAAGUCUGAAGUUAAUGAUGAGGAUGACGAUGAGGGAACUGGAGAGGAGGAUGACGGUGAGUAAGAAGUAUCAUAGAAGACAUGAUUCUCUAGAAGGGGUGUUUUGUUGCUCAACUGCAGAACAUGUCUCUGCUAAUAAAAAAAUUUUAGUUUAUAAGAUAUUAACAUUGUAGUUUCUUUUGAAGUUUGUAGAGCACCUGCUGCUUUUAGUAUGGUAGUUUUAAACGAAUUACUUUAAUAUUACUUUAGUUGCUUAUUUUCUGACUUAUAUUUCUUUUGCCUAUUCAAUGUUUGCUUCAGGUUCUUUA
Molecule: messenger RNA, 817 nt
Organism: Olea europaea var. sylvestris
Lineage: Eukaryota; Viridiplantae; Streptophyta; Magnoliopsida; Lamiales; Oleaceae
Product: HMG1/2-like protein
Exons: 8
Coding region: 160-573 (137 amino acids)
Source: RefSeq, a predicted model, not a curated record